Molecule: messenger RNA, 2183 nt
Organism: Sebastes umbrosus (honeycomb rockfish)
Lineage: Eukaryota; Metazoa; Chordata; Actinopteri; Perciformes; Sebastidae
Product: macrophage mannose receptor 1-like
Exons: 6
Coding region: 130-1137 (335 amino acids)
Source: RefSeq, a predicted model, not a curated record
AUCAUGAAAAAUAACCCUGAUAUGCAAAUAAUUGUUGCCUGAACCACUUUGCAUAACAUGGAAAGUGCAGCUAAAUCUCAACAGCUGCACAUCUACAGUCACGGACUGAAUUAGAGGAGCAGAGAAAAGAUGAUGAUGGAAAAAGUUCUUCUCAGCAUCGUCGCUCUGUCAGGGCUGUGUGCUGUCUCAUCACCUGCUAAACGUCAGUACCAUUUUGUUUAUGACCUGAAGAACAUGACUGAAGCACAAAGUUACUGCAGAGAGAAAUACACAGACCUGGCCACUAUAGACAACAUGGAGGAUGUGAAGAUCCUGAACAACAUGGUGGAUUUAAACAAAAUGGUCAACGCAGAUAACAGCCAUGAAGCCUGGAUAGGGCUGUACAAUGACCUGGACAGCUGGAGGUGGUCACUGUCAGACACAAGUUUCUACAAACAAGGAGAAACGGAGUUCAGACGAUGGGGCUCUGGACAACCGAACAACCUGAAAAGUGAACAAUACUGCGCACAAAUGUUUAGUUCUGGACAAUGGGGUGACAUCAGUUGUGAAAGUCACUUGAAGGCAGUCUGCUUAUAUGUCAGAGGGCCGAAUGUGACAUUUAUCCUCAUCAACAUCUCCAUGACAUGGACUGAGGCCCAGAGCUACUGCAGAGAUCGCUACACAGACCUGGCCAGUGUGAGAAACAUGACAGAUAACCAGAAGGUGCAGGAGCUGUUAUCUGCAGGAGAAAACGUCUGGAUCGGCCUUUUCAGAGACUCCUGGAAGUGGUCGGACGGAAGUAACUCCUCAUUUAGGUACUGGGCAGCAGGACAGCCUAAUAACUACGCUGGGAAGGAGCCUUGUGUGGCUGCACACUUCGACUCUGGAAAAUGGGAGGACUACCAGUGUCACAUCAAGAGUGCAUUCAUUUGCUACAGUCCACCUACGACAAAGCAAGUGAUAAAACUGAGUCUGCUGAAAGAGAACCCCUCUCUGGAUCUGAAUGACCCUGCUGUGAUGGAGAGCAUCUUGAAGCAGCUCAAACAGAGGCUGAAGGACCAGGGAGUGAAUGACGACAUCAAACUGAGCUGGAAGAAGCAGCCGGAUGGAAAAGUCUUCCACAAGGAGAAGAAGAAGGACAAAAAGGAUGAGCUUUAAUGUUGAAUUGCUCUGUCUGUUUUCAUCAGAGAAAAGUGAAUUUCUUUCCUCAAAGUCCUCAUGUAACGGGUCAGAAUAGAGCUGCAAACAAUUAGCUGAUUAAUCAAUUAGUCGCAACUAUUUUGAAAAUCAAUGAAUGCUUUUAGUCAUUUUCCAAAUGCCCAAAUAUUUGCUGCUUCCAGCUUCUCAUAUAUGAAAAUUUGAUGAUUUUCUUUGUCAUUUAUGGUCAUAAACUUAAUGUCGUUUGUCUUUAGACUGUUGGUCGAUUAAAACAAGACAUUUGAAUAGAUCUGCUUGGGCUGUGGCAAAUUAUAACAGGUGUGUUUUACUAUUUUCUGACAUUUUAUAGAUAAAAUAUGAUUAGAUUAGAUACAAUACUGUACGAUAAGAUAAGAUUUGACUUAAGACAACUCCAGAGAAAAAAACAACAACUAAAAAAGACGUUAAUGUUGUGAAGAAUCCCAAAAUGAACAUGAAUAGGUUAUAACUUCAAAUGACUUAUACAGAACAUAAUAAUAUGUAAUAUUCUUAUGCUGUCACCUAAUUAGGGAUGCAAAACUUUAAGCAAUUUCCCUAAAAUUAUUUAUCUGACUUUUUAUGUGAUUGUAAUAUCUUCCACGCAAAAAUGCCAAAUAUUAAUUGCUUCCAGCUUCUCAAAUAUGAAGAUUUUAGGCUUUUAUUUGUCAUAUAUGGUCAUAAACUUAGUAUCGUUGGGUUUUUAGAAAUAAAAGUGCCCUCGGGGAAAUGCCAUUAUGAAAUAAAAACAGGCUUUUUCAAUUUUGAAUAAAAAUGGUUUAUUAUGAAAUACAAAUAAUAUACAAUAAAGUAAUGUUUUGUUAUUGUGAAAAUUAAUGAUGAACUAACAGUAAUGAGUUUGAAUAAUUUCUUCUCUAAUUCCACAAAUUGUUGGUUCAUUUAUAUAUUUUUACACAAUUUAUUUGUGUGGCUAUUUAUUUCAUAAUCCUUUUUUCAUGUAUUUAUAUAUCGAACACUUUCCAUAAUGCAAUGAAAUAAUGACAAUUAAAAUAAAGAUUUUAAACAAUGAA